UGCAUGCGCAAACAUUGAUGAGAUUGACAGUUUUGGGGAGAGAAAAAACGAAUCUAUGGCCCUAAACCUUGGACCCCAGUCAACAUUUGCCCACGGUUAAUACGUAACCAAUGAUGAGGAGCUGAACACAAAGAGAGAAACGAGACGGAUCAUACACUGGCUUCAUCAGGGUCCUUUUUAAGCUGACUCGUCCCGUGUCACUCCCACCCCCUUGGAAGGCGUCUUCACCACAGGAAUCGGGGCAGCUGGAUGGGGGAAUGAAGUGCCGGACCUCUUUCUACCUCCCCAAAGAUACAGCCAAACACCUGCACAUAGGCUCCCGGACACAGGUACGAGAGGUCAUAGAGGCCCUGCUCAACAAGUUCACUGUGGUGGACAACCCGGCCAAGUUCGCCCUGUUUGAGCGACGUGAACGUCAAAACCAGAAUUCUAGCUAGCUACUGUCUUCUACUUGAUUAACAACGUCCCUGUCUCAAACUGUCAACACCUUCAUCGAGCACCAACUAGCUACAUCUCCUGGGUGCAGUCUGGCCAAGAAAAUAAUGUCCUACAGUUGAAGAUGGGAGGUAGUGGCUCCAAAACCAAGGGUUAUUGGCCUUUUGCUGGUUCAGGCAGUGUUGAUGGUGAUCCAACCAAAGAGGGAGUCGACGAACAGUCGCUGGCGAGGCUCCGAAGUUUCCAAAGGGCGACGCCCUUCGUGUUUACCAGACAAAGCUCCCUGUACUUUGACGAGGAUGGAGACCUCGCCCACGAGUUCUAUGAGGAGACGGUUGUGACGAAGAACGGCCGCAAGAGGGCCAAACUGAAGAAGAUCCAGAAAAACCUCAUACCUCAGGGAACCAUAAAGCUGGAGCACCCCUGCAUCCAUGUGGAUUUCCCUGUCGUUCUCUGUGAGGUUUGAUGAAGCCUGGAGCCACGUUUUGAGACCAGACUCAGACUAGCCAAUGUGUCAACUCCGUCCCCCUGUUUCCCUCUCCACCCAUACUUUACCCUGAAGCCCUCUAAACCACCGUGGUCUCCCUAUGAUGAUGUUUGGCCGGAGCCCUGACUUGUGAUGAUAGACAGGCUGUCUAAACACAUGAUUGUGUUGAGCACCUGCAUGUGGAUCUGUGAAACACGUCAGUUAAGAUGGCUGGAGACAUAAUUAUUGCUCACGUUAAAUAUUUACAGUAUGUGUGUUAGUGGAUAUGGAAUGAAGUGUGACAACAGCUUGUCUGCCUGUCUCACAGCAGCAGUGUGCUCUGGUAGGAGGAUCCAUUGUACUUUGUAAGAAGAAUGUAAUGGGACAAUUUGAGUUGAACCAUGGGCUGUUAAGUAGAGUCUCUCAAAAUAGGCCGGCAAUCCUAUAUCUUUAAACCCUGCCCUAGAGAGUUAAUUUACCAUCUGUACGCAUUAAGGGGUGAGAUUUUCCGAUACCUGUUCAGUCUUCAGAGCUUCCAGAGUAAUGAUAGGGCUUCAGCUAUUAGGGCCAUAUCCUGAGGUCAGAGAUAUAGGAAUAUUUAAUGCACAUUUUAUGUUUACAAGUAAAACAAAAAAACACCAUUGGCUUGAUAUAAUUUCCACCAUGCGUGACGAUGGCUCUGCUUCUCAUUCCCCAUGAUGGAGCUAGACAAUUGGUGGCCAAUGUGAUCUAAGCUUAUCUUAAUGUGACGUGUUGUAAUGUUUGACUGGCUGUGGUGAUCAUGAUGUCAAGACCAGGGCUUUAUGAAAUGUUUGAGUAUGCGCUGAUCUAGAAUCAGUUUUAACUUUUGAGAUCAUCAUAGUGAAUCACAUUGACAUUAAAGGGACGGGGGGCGGGCUGGGGUCUGAUCCUAGCUCAGCAAUGCUACUGAACUGCUUUUUUUUUUUUUUUUUUUUUUUUGCACGGGCCCAGGCCUCAGACACACGUACAGAGAAGCACGAACUUUAGUCCCCCUGGGAAAGUCCUCUGUUCCUUCACUGCUUUAGCGCAAUACAUUUCACUGUUAAUUUAUUUUAACUGUUAUAAUGGCAUUAUUUUUAAUUACAACUCAAAAUGUAUCCAGUUGGGUCGUGGUCCCUUUGUCUUCUACAUUCCAUUACAGAAACAGAUGUCUCCCUCUUUCAACUGUGGAAUUUCUGUGUUCUCUUCUCCCCAUAUCUGUGUUCAUGGAUAGUGUUAUGGAAUAGGUUACUUAUUUUAGACAGCACACUACAGCUCACUACCACUUCCACACUCCAUUCCCCCGCCAGGGGGCAGCAGCAACCUUGUCCAGGUGUUGAGCCUGGUUGAUAAGCACAUCAGGUGCUGCCAAUUCAGUUGGUCAAUAGUCAGUGUCCCAGCUUGAGAGCCAUGAGGCUGCUGGGUUGGUUUGGUGGCCAUGAAGCCUUUCGUUUUGAUGUUGUCUCUUUAGUUUAGGUAUGCCUGUUUGUAGUUUUUUAUACAUUUGUUUCCGUCACCAUCUGAACAUAAUAAUCUGCUUGGGCUCGCCAACCCGAAGGAGUCAAGUCAGAGCUGGACCUAAGGCAAGGUUGCUGUCUCCCUGGGCACAUGUGCACCCAACACGGUCCUCAAACACUGAUUUCUCAUACAAUGAACAAAAAUAAACCCAACAUGUAAAGUCCCAUGUUUCAUGAGUUUAAAUAAAAAAUCCCCAAAAAGUUC
Molecule: messenger RNA, 2623 nt
Organism: Oncorhynchus gorbuscha (pink salmon)
Lineage: Eukaryota; Metazoa; Chordata; Actinopteri; Salmoniformes; Salmonidae
Product: tumor suppressor candidate 2-like
Exons: 5
Coding region: 560-901 (113 amino acids)
Biological process (GO): inflammatory response; Ras protein signal transduction; regulation of mitochondrial membrane potential
Cellular component (GO): mitochondrion; microtubule cytoskeleton; nucleus
Source: RefSeq, a predicted model, not a curated record